AAACAGAAAAAUGUGAGAAAAAGGGAAGUUGAAGUAGUAAACAAUUACCUUCGCCUUGUCGGUCUUCACCAACAAACCCUACAAAUUUCUAUUCUCGCUCUCAAUUCUAGCGAAAAAAAUCUGAAUCGAGAUGGCGUCGUUUGAGGAAGCGCCGCCUGGAAACAAGGCCGUCGGAGAGAAGAUUUUCAAGACCAAGUGCGCUCAGUGCCACACCGUCGAUAAAGGAGCUGGCCACAAACAAGGGCCUAACCUGAAUGGUCUCUUCGGAAGGCAAUCUGGAACUACAGCUGGUUACUCCUACUCUGCUGCUAACAAGAACAUGGCUGUCAUUUGGGAAGAGAAGACUCUCUAUGAUUACUUGUUGAAUCCCAAGAAGUAUAUCCCCGGCACUAAGAUGGUUUUCCCAGGAUUGAAGAAGCCUCAGGACCGUGCAGAUCUCAUCGCAUACCUGAAGGAGUCCACAGCUUAAGCGCCCAGCACUUUCCACACUUUAGUCAUUUUGCAGUUGAGAGCCUCAAUUUAUCUCUAUUGAGUAGCGUAAAAACACAAACCGCUCAAAUAAAUAAUUCUUUGGACUACUUUUUGUUAUCCCUAAGGCCCUCCUCUAGUAAGAGGUAAUAGUUUGUCAGAUGGAAUCUUUGUAUAUAAAAUAUAUAGUAGUAUUUGUUGAGAAAGGAAA
This is a messenger RNA of Salvia splendens (bonfire salvia), 679 nucleotides long. RefSeq names its product cytochrome c. The transcript is spliced from 3 exons. Gene Ontology annotation, molecular function: heme binding; electron transfer activity. The record is from RefSeq and is a predicted model, not a curated record. Bases 131 to 469 code for a protein of 112 amino acids. Lineage: Eukaryota; Viridiplantae; Streptophyta; Magnoliopsida; Lamiales; Lamiaceae.